Molecule: messenger RNA, 237 nt
Organism: Knipowitschia caucasica
Lineage: Eukaryota; Metazoa; Chordata; Actinopteri; Gobiiformes; Gobiidae
Source: the annotation of a GenBank genome assembly
AUGCUGCUUCAUGAGAACGGAAUUGGAGUUUUUAGGGCACAAGGUUGGUGGAGAAGACAUCAGUACUCUGGAGGAAAAGGUCUUCGGUUCAGGAGUCCACAGCAUGCACACCUGCUCUUCAUGCACACCUGCUGGGGCGAGAGCUACGGACACCCAGAGAAAUGUCCUUCGGCAGACCCCCAGACACUCCUGCAGUCCAACCAGGAACGGAACACGCUGCCAGACCCCAGACAUUGA